CUCACCACGUUAUUCUCACCCCUUCUCUCCCUGCAAAGGGGCCACUACUUCUAUAAUUAUAAUUAUAGAAAUUUCGUGUCCUUUUGCAGGGGAUAGAGGGGCGAAAGUCGGAGGUAAGAACCGUUUUGCGUGAAAAGUCGAAAUCCAUGUGCAACAUUACAAUUGUAGACCUUUCGUCUCUGUGACAAAUUUUCUAACCUCAAUAGUAGUCAACUUUAACACUUAAUAUCUCGAUUCGUGGGACAGAGCGAUGUUUUUUAUUGCCAGAUUCUUUCAUUUCAUGCAAAAACGCAUCAAUGGCAAUUCAUGAAUUGGAUAAACUAUCAAAUCUAAAAAACUUAAAAUUCAGAGGAAAUCCUAUUUUGGAGAACAGAACUGUAGAGACUGCUCGACAAUUGAUAAUUGCAAGAAUAGCGAAAUUAAAGGUUUUAAAUGGUAAAGAGAUACUUCACGAUGAAAGGAGAGAUGUACUAUUUGGUAUCCGGAGCGAAAAAUUUAACGUGUGCAAUAAAAAUAGCCAAUCCCCAGCUUUAAUAUCGAAAAAAGAAGGAUAGAGCUCGGGUAAUUGUCGUAUAAAGGUACAUGUAUACUUAUCAUCAGAUAGCAUGAACU
Mycetomoellerius zeteki is the source of this 612-nucleotide messenger RNA. RefSeq names its product tubulin-specific chaperone E-like. The record is from RefSeq and is a predicted model, not a curated record. The transcript is spliced from 3 exons. The coding region runs from base 297 to 554 and encodes 85 amino acids. Lineage: Eukaryota; Metazoa; Arthropoda; Insecta; Hymenoptera; Formicidae.